AUGUCAGACUCAGCCGAACCCGAUGUUGCGCUCCCCACUGCACCAUCACCCGACGCUCCAAAGAAAACCUACGACGCAUCAUGCCACUGCGGUGCCUUCAGAUACUCUGUCGCUGUUUCACCUCCACUAGAUGACCCAAAUGCAGUUGUGAUGGAAUGCAAUUGUAGCAUCUGCGUAUGCAAUGGCUACCUCUUUGUCUACGUGCCCGACGAACUCGUCAUUUUCACCGAGGGUAGUAUUGAGCAGUUCAAAUCUUACUCUUUUGGCUUUAAAAGGAUGAAUCAUUACUUUUGCGGCACCUGUGGCGCAUCGUGCAUGGUGCGCUCCAAAGACCCUAGUUUCUUUCCUGGAAUGACUUGUGUCAACGUACGCAUGCUUCAGGGCGUAAAGCUCGAGGACUUGAAGCGCAAGCCUGGCGAUGGGAAGAACUAUUGA
Molecule: messenger RNA, 435 nt
Organism: Alternaria arborescens
Lineage: Eukaryota; Fungi; Ascomycota; Dothideomycetes; Pleosporales; Pleosporaceae
Exons: 2
Coding region: 1-435 (144 amino acids)
Molecular function (GO): carbon-sulfur lyase activity
Source: RefSeq, a predicted model, not a curated record